This is a messenger RNA of Geodia barretti, 375 nucleotides long. Lineage: Eukaryota; Metazoa; Porifera; Demospongiae; Tetractinellida; Geodiidae. The record is from the annotation of a GenBank genome assembly.
AUGCCCGACAACACCGAAGCCCAACGUCUGAUCGAAGAAGCCGCCCGAACCCGCGGCUACACCCUGGAAAUGCACCGUAUCAACGCCCUCGCCGACCCCGAGUGGACGCAGAAAUACGGCGAGUUCAUCGAGGCGACCUACACCGGCCAACGGUUGCUGGAUCGCAAGACGAAAGAGCUGCUGCAAAUCUGCGUGGAGGUCGCAUUGCGCGCCGACCAGGAGCAAAUUCAGGCGCACAUGCGCGUGGCGCUCAGCGAGGGAGCCACUCCACGGGAGAUACUGGAAGCCAUGCAGGCUGUUAUCGCACCCAUGGGAGCCCUGGCUUUCCGCCGCGGUGUUCAGGCCUGGGCCGCCGAAACCGACUUCCAAUACUGA